CCCUGGCUGGGAGCUGCCUUCGCAUCGAAAGAUGCCAGUGAGGCUCUCCACGGCCCUGCGUGUGUUUGGGACCAGCCUCUUUGCCGUGGGGGUCCUGGGAGGCAUCCUGGCUGCCUACGUGACCGGCUACCAGUUCAUCCACACCGAGAAGCACUACCUCUCCUUCGGGCUCUAUGGGGCCAUCCUGGGCCUGCACCUCUUCACCCAGAGCCUCUUUGCCUUCCUGGAGCACCGGCGCAUGCGGCUGGAAGGCCGGCCCCUGAAGCUGCCGGGCGCCGUGGCCCUCUGCAUCGCUGCCUACCAGGAGGACCCCGACUACCUCCGCAAAUGCCUGCGCUCCGUCCAGCGCAUCUCCUUCCCGGACCUCAAGGUGGUGAUGGUGGUGGACGGGAACGGGGAGGACGAUGCCUACAUGUUGGACAUCUUCAACGAGGUCAUGGGCUCCGACCGGACGGGCUGCUACGUCUGGAAGAGCAACUUCCACGCCCGGGGCCAGGGCGAGACGGAGGGCGGGCAGCGCAAGGCCAUGCGCCACGUCCAGAGCCUCGUCCGCCACAACACCUACUCCUGCAUCAUGCAGAAGUGGGGCGGCAAGCGGGAGGUGAUGUACACGGCCUUCCGCGCCCUGGGAGACUCCGUGGACUACGUACAGGUGUGUGACUCUGACACAGUCCUGGAUCCGGCCUGCACGGUGGAGAUGCUGCGCAUCUUGGAGGAGGAUCCCCGCGUUGGUGGCGUUGGCGGAGAUGUCCAGAUCCUCAACAAGUACGACUCGUGGAUCUCCUUCCUGAGCAGCGUGCGCUACUGGAUGGCGUUCAACGUGGAGCGGGCCUGCCAGUCCUACUUCGGCUGCGUCCAGUGCAUCAGCGGCCCGCUGGGCAUGUACCGCAACUCCCUGCUGCAGCAGUUCCUGGAGGACUGGUACCACCAGACCUUCCUGGGCAGCAAGUGCAGCUUCGGAGACGACCGGCACCUCACCAACCGCGUGCUGAGCCUGGGCUACCGGACGAAGUACACGGCCCGCUCCAAGUGCCUGACGGAGACGCCCACCCGCUACCUGCGCUGGCUCAACCAGCAGACGCGCUGGAGCAAGUCCUACUUCCGGGAGUGGCUCUACAACGCCCUCUGGUUCCACAAGCACCACCUCUGGAUGACCUACGAGUCGGUGGUGACGGGCUUCUUCCCCUUCUUCCUCAUCGCCACGGUCAUCCAGCUCUUCUACCGCGGCCGCGUCUGGAACAUCCUGCUCUUCCUGCUGACCGUGCAGCUGGUGGGCAUCGUCAAGGCCACCUACGCCUGCUUCCUGCGGGGCAGCGCCGAGAUGAUCUUCAUGUCGCUCUACUCCCUGCUCUACAUGUCCAGCCUGCUGCCGGCCAAGAUGUUCGCCAUCGCCACCAUCAACAAGUCCGGCUGGGGCACCUCCGGCCGCAAGACCGUGGUGGUCAACUUCAUCGGCCUCAUCCCCGUGUCCGUCUGGGUGGCCGUGCUCCUGGGCGGGCUGGCCUACACCGCCUACUGCCAGGACCUCUUCACCGACACGGAGCUGGUCUUCCUCAUCUCGGGAGCCAUCCUGUACGGCUGCUACUGGGUGGCGCUGCUCACCCUCUACCUGGCCAUCGUGGCCCGGCGCUGCAGCAAGCCCCAGGAGCAGUACGGCUUGGCCUUUGCCGAGGUGUGACGCUGGGCAGGAGCCCGGGAGGGAGCAGGGA
Molecule: messenger RNA, 1709 nt
Organism: Elgaria multicarinata webbii
Lineage: Eukaryota; Metazoa; Chordata; Lepidosauria; Squamata; Anguidae
Gene: HAS3
Product: hyaluronan synthase 3
Exons: 4
Coding region: 32-1678 (548 amino acids)
Biological process (GO): hyaluronan biosynthetic process; extracellular matrix assembly
Cellular component (GO): plasma membrane
Molecular function (GO): hyaluronan synthase activity
Source: RefSeq, a predicted model, not a curated record